AUGCUCAGUGAUAUUGGAGCAUGUGGAAAGGAUGUCUGGCAAGGAGCAUUGAGCAGAUUGAACAACAUUCCAAGCAAGUUUGAGAUGAAGGUUCGUCGGGCAAGCAUUUUUGAGGAUGCCUAUCGUGCCAUCAUGGGGGUAUCCAGAGUGGAGUUGCUCAAGGCCAAAUUGUGGGUGGAGUUUGAUGGUGAAACGCUCCUGGAUUAUGGAGGUGGCUCACGUGAAUGGUUCUUCCUUCUCUCCAAAGAAAUGUUCAAUCCCUAUUAUGGCCUUUUUGAAUAUUCUGCCAUUGACAACUACACUCUCCAGAUCAAUCCAUAUUCUGGGGUGUGCAACGAAGAUCAUCUCCAUUACUUCCAAUUCAUUGGGCGGGUGGCAGGGAUGGCUGUGUUCCAUGGGAAACUCCUUGAUGGCUUCUUCAUUCGACCCUUCUACAAGAUGAUGCUUGGGAAACCCAUUGAGUUAUAUGACAUGGAGAGUGUUGACCCUGAAUACUCAAACUCCCUCAAAUGGAUCAAGGAGAAUGACCCUGCAGGUCUAUGCCUUACCUUCUGUGUGGAUGAAGAGACAUGCUUUGGUGAAACAGCUCAGCAUGAGUUGAAGCCAGAUGGUGCCUCCAUUCCAGUCACGAAUGAGAACAAGGAAGAAUACAUCCAGCUGGUUAUAAAGUGGAGAUUUGAGAAAAGGAUCCAGGAGCAGAUGAAUGCAUUUCUGAAGGGGUUCAACGACCUGGUCCCACUGAAUGCCAUCAAGAUCUUCGAUGAGCAUGAGCUGGAACUCCUUCUUUCGGGUUUGCAGGAGAUUGACAUUAAGGACUGGAAGACUAAUUCCAAUUACAAGGGAGAAUAUCAUCCCAAUCACAUUGUGAUUCAGUGGUUUUGGCGGGCCGUGCUCAGUUUUUCGAAUGAGCUGAGAGCCCGGCUUCUGCAGUUUGUGACUGGAACAUCCCACGUUCCAAUGAAUGGAUUCAAGGAGCUGUAUGGGAGUAAUGGACCCCAGUUGUUCACCAUUGAGCAAUGGGGACAACCGUCUCAGCUUCCAAGAGCUCACACCUGCUUCAACCGACUGGACCUGCCUCCAUACAAAAGCUAUCAUGAACUGAGGGAGAAGCUAUUGAAGGCCAUUGAGGGAGCAGAAGGAUUUGGAGGAGUCGAUUGAACAGAGGCUGUCCACUCCUGUCUCUCCCCCCUUGUGAUAUCUUAUUGUACCUUCAUAUGCAUAUGCCCUCAUUCCUUCUUUUAUCUUCUGUAUUUCCUCAUGUUUUAUGGUGAUGACAGAGACUGCCCUCCUUACUUCAGUGCUCAGAGUUCACUUCCCUUGUGCUUCACUUCAAGAGACACAGAAAUAUAUAUAUUCUAUGCAAGCGUC
Messenger RNA from Darwinula stevensoni, 1368 nucleotides. NCBI's taxonomy places the organism in Eukaryota, Metazoa, Arthropoda, Ostracoda, Podocopida, Darwinulidae. The record is from the annotation of a GenBank genome assembly.